This is a messenger RNA of Artibeus jamaicensis (Jamaican fruit-eating bat), 3099 nucleotides long. RefSeq names its product BAR/IMD domain containing adaptor protein 2 (gene BAIAP2). The transcript is spliced from 14 exons. Gene Ontology annotation, cellular component: nucleoplasm; cytosol. The record is from RefSeq and is a predicted model, not a curated record. Gene Ontology annotation, molecular function: cytoskeletal adaptor activity; protein binding. The coding region runs from base 111 to 1682 and encodes 523 amino acids. Gene Ontology annotation, biological process: actin filament bundle assembly; actin crosslink formation; positive regulation of actin filament polymerization. Lineage: Eukaryota; Metazoa; Chordata; Mammalia; Chiroptera; Phyllostomidae.
CGCGCGCAGGCUGCUGGUUCUUUUGGUGGCUUCUUCUGCGCCCCCCCCCCCACCGCCGCCUCCGCUACCUGCGCCCCCGCUUCGGUCCGUGGUGCAGCCGGACCAGCACCAUGUCGCUGUCGCGCUCGGAGGAGAUGCACCGCUUGACGGAAAAUGUUUAUAAGACCAUCAUGGAGCAGUUCAACCCCAGCCUGCGGAACUUCAUCGCCAUGGGGAAGAACUACGAGAAGGCCCUGGCAGGUGUGACCUACGCUGCCAAAGGCUAUUUCGACGCCCUGGUGAAGAUGGGUGAGCUGGCCAGCGAGAGCCAGGGCUCCAAGGAGCUCGGAGACGUCCUCUUCCAGAUGGCGGAGGUCCACAGGCAGAUUCAGAACCAGCUGGAAGAGAUGCUGAAGUCCUUUCACAACGAGUUGCUCACACAGCUGGAGCAGAAGGUGGAGCUGGACGCCAGGUACUUGAGUGCGGCCCUGAAGAAGUACCAAACGGAGCAGAGGAGCAAGGGCGACGCACUGGACAAGUGCCAGGCCGAGCUGAAGAAGCUGCGCAAGAAGAGCCAGGGCAGCAAGAACCCGCAGAAGUACUCGGACAAGGAGCUGCAGUACAUCGAUGCCAUCGGCAGCAAGCAGGGCGAGCUGGAGAGCUACGUGUCAGAGGGCUACAAGACGGCGCUCACCGAGGAGCGGAGGAGGUUCUGCUUCCUGGUGGAGAAGCAGUGCGCCGUGGCCAAGAACUCCGCCGCCUACCACUCCAAGGGCAAGGAGCUGCUGGCGCAGAAGCUGCCGCUGUGGCAACAGGCCUGUGCCGACCCCAACAAGAUCCCGGAUCGCGCGGUGCAGCUGAUGCAGCAGCUGGCAAGCAGUAACGGCACCGUCCUCCCCGGCUCACUGUCAGCCUCCAAGUCCAGCCUGGUCAUCUCAGACCCCAUUCCCGGGGCCAAGCCCCUGCCGGUGCCCCCCGAGCUGGCCCCAUUUGUGGGGCGACUGUCCGCCCAGGAGAACGCGCCCAUCAUGAACGGCGUCUCGGGCCCAGACAGUGAAGACUACAGCCCCUGGGCUGACCGCAAGGUGGCCCAGCCCAAGUCAACGUCUCCUCCGCAGCCACAAACCAAGAUGAGCGACUCCUAUUCCAACACACUGCCCGUGCGCAAGAGCGUGGCCCCGAAAAACAGCUACGCCACCACAGCCGAGAACAAGACGCUGCCUCGCUCCAGCUCCAUGGCGGCCGGCCUGGAGCGCAACGGCCGCAUGCGGGUCAAGGCCAUCUUCUCCCACGCUGCCGGCGACAACAGCACCCUGCUGAGCUUCAAGGAGGGCGACCUCAUCACCCUGCUGGUGCCUGAGGCCCGCGACGGCUGGCACUACGGCGAGAGCGAGAAGACGAAGAUGCGGGGCUGGUUCCCCUUCUCCUACACCCGGGUGUUGGACGGCGAUGGCAGUGACAGGCUGCACAUGAGCCUGCAGCAGGGGAAGAGCAGCAGCACGGGCAACCUCCUGGACAAGGAGGACCUGGCCCUCCCGCCCCCCGACUACGGCACGGCUUCCCGGGGCUUCCCCGCCCAGACGGCCAGCGCCUUCAAGCAGCGGCCCUACAGCGUGGCCGUGCCCGCCUUCUCCCAGGGGCUGGACGACUACGGGGCCCGGGCCGUGAGCAGCGGCAGCGGCGCGCUGGUGUCCACAGUGUGAGGGCGCCGACCUCGGGCAGCCGCCGCUCGGGAGAAGCCUCCGCACCCGCGUCUGCCCGCCCUCCUUUGGUUCCCUCCUGAGCUCUCGUCGGCGGUCCCUGGGCCGUUUCUCUUCCCCACCUGCCCCCUCUCGCCUUUGGUUGGUGACCCAACUCCGAGACCCUCAGGGCCCAUGGUGCUGCCCAGCUCUGCUCCGUGUUUACGCACCCCCGGUGUCCUGCCAGGCGGGCGUCCCGGCCUCUGCUCCCCGCCCGCCCGCCGCGACGCGCUGCCCCUCCCGAAGGCUCGCCACAAGCCAGCGCUGAAGUUUGAAGAAAAAGAAAAAUCUUAAAAAAAAAACCCUGAAAACAGGGAAAGGACUUUUUUCCCUGAAACAAAAAGACAUGCAUGGACUCCGGUGUACGUCCUGUUACUCACGCACUUGACCUCCCCCGGCGCACGCUCACCGUCUGCCAAGAAGGGAAGGGACCGGGGCUCCCGGAGGCUCAUGGCCCCGCGGGCACCGUCCAAGGGCCACCCCCGUUCGGGGCCUCCUGAGGGAGCUGGCCGCUCCUGUGAGGGAGGCCGUGGCCCAGGCCUGGCCCCAGCCUCGAGGCCGGGUGCCCGAGGCCUGCCUUCUCUGUGGACGCUGUUGCACGGUGUACAGGGACCGGGGCGUGAGUGUCACUUCUGGCGUGGCGGCCUCACACAGUGCCCUGAUGGGAGGGGGUGGGGAGCAGGCGCUGCCCGGCCGCACACGGACAUUCCAAAGACUUCCAGAGUCCACCCCACCCCACACGUUCUGGAAACUGGUUCUUUAACAGGCCCUGUGUGGGAGUCUCAGCCACCUGGCUGCACAGGGCAGGGCCACCAGGAGGGUGGCUUUGGGCACUCCGCCCACGUGCCUGCCGUUCUGGGGGAAGCAGGCAGUCCCUGCCCCUGUCCCUCCUAAACACUCGUCCUCUUGUGUGUCUUGGCGACUUCAGAAAGAGACUUGCUGGACUUGGAGGUUACUGGUGUUGCCGCCUCACACCCCAAGUCUGGGCAGCGGGGGGGGCGGCCCCCAGGCCCCCCCGCAGGAGCCCAGGACAAGGUGGACGCUCCUCCUCCGACCUGACCUUUUGCGAAGCCUCCCCCAGAUCAGGGCGUGGCCAGCAGGGUGUGUGGCAGAAGCCACUCAAGACAAGGACAGACCACUCUGUGUCUGAGGAAACCGUGAAGCCAGAACCUGGACCUGUGCAAAAGAGCCUCGGGUGGCGUCCCCUGCAGACAGGCCCCCCACCCGUGGGUGCCGCGUGUGACGGACGCACAGACGCAAGCGCGAAACUCGGAGCUCGUGCGAAGCCGUCAAGCGCUGAAGAUACUUUUCCUGUUUCUUUUUUUAAAUCUGAAUUGUGCCCUGUACUGCAGUGGUUUGAAUAAAAGUUUUAUUUAUUGCA